This is a messenger RNA of Colletotrichum destructivum, 298 nucleotides long. RefSeq lists its product as uncharacterized. The record is from RefSeq and is a predicted model, not a curated record. Bases 52 to 201 code for a protein of 49 amino acids. NCBI's taxonomy places the organism in Eukaryota, Fungi, Ascomycota, Sordariomycetes, Glomerellales, Glomerellaceae. The transcript has a single exon.
UUCGUCGACCAACAACCACUUAUUGUCCCCAACCUGCUGUUGGCCUUCUGCAUGGGAACUGGCGAGCAUGGACCAAAGCCAUCGUACUCCUUUUCGACAACCUGCCGGUUGAAGGGGCAGACGCCAGCCCUACUUGCCGCUUGUCUGGGAUCUAUCCAAGUUGGAAGUUUGGGAGCUGACUCGGAAACCUAUUUCCCUUAGAGCGUCUUCAUUUGCCAGACAUGUUGGAUGAGUCAGUCGAGCACGGCUUUAACGAAAAAAAGAAAGGAAAGGAAGGGCAAAGAAAGCAGAAAAAAAC